Messenger RNA from Linum tenue, 312 nucleotides. The record is from the annotation of a GenBank genome assembly. NCBI's taxonomy places the organism in Eukaryota, Viridiplantae, Streptophyta, Magnoliopsida, Malpighiales, Linaceae.
AUGGUGGAGUUAGUACAAAGACAUCAAGUUGAAAACGGUUCCUUUAAGAAUGGGACCUUUUCUGAGCUCCAAACCAUGAUGGAGGAGAGGGCUCCAGGUUGUGGUGUGCAGGUUGAACCGCAUAUCCGUAGCAGACACAAGAAGUUGAAGAAGGACUUUCAUGCAGUACACUUGCUGAAAAAUCAGAGUGGUUGUGGGUGGGAUGUUUCAACCUCUACUCCAACACUAGAUGAUGACGUUUUUGCAAGUGUAGUUAAGGUAAGCUAUUACAUAUAUGUAUCACGUGGUCUUUGUAUAUAUUUAUAUUGUUAG